AUGUUCUACAAAAUUUUCGCCUUGAGCGCUGUGCUAUCAGCGGUUACUGCUGGCCUCCUGCCCCAAGCCCACUACUCUUCAGCAACUGCCGUAUCCUCGCAGAGCAUUGUGCGUCAUGAUCAGCAGCACGGUGUAGGUUCAUCUCCCAUUGCCUACCAUGCAUCUCCCGUAGCUCACUAUGCUGCUCCCGCACACAGAAUCGUAUCGGCCCAUGAAGAGGAAUACGCUCAUCCCAAAUACGACUUUUCAUACUCAGUAGCUGACGGACACACUGGUGACAACAAGUCUCAACACGAGAGCCGCGACGGUGAUGCCGUGCACGGCGAGUACUCUCUGGUCGAAGCUGAUGGCUCUGUGCGCACGGUUCAAUACACCGCUGAUGAACACAACGGCUUCAACGCCGUGGUCAGCAACUCCGCACCAUCCCACCACGCUGCGCCCGCUCAUGGACAUAUUUUAGCCCAUCACUAA
Molecule: messenger RNA, 471 nt
Organism: Vanessa atalanta (red admiral)
Lineage: Eukaryota; Metazoa; Arthropoda; Insecta; Lepidoptera; Nymphalidae
Product: cuticle protein 7-like
Exons: 3
Coding region: 1-471 (156 amino acids)
Cellular component (GO): extracellular matrix
Source: RefSeq, a predicted model, not a curated record